This is a messenger RNA of Blepharisma stoltei, 891 nucleotides long. NCBI's taxonomy places the organism in Eukaryota, Ciliophora, Heterotrichea, Heterotrichida, Blepharismidae. The record is from the annotation of a GenBank genome assembly.
AUGGAUCAAGGCCAAUAUAUUCCUUACCCAAGCUAUAAUUAUAAUGAUACUGACCAGCAUAGAUUGGCAGUUGAAGCAAAAAUUAAGCCAAAUAGUUUUAUGAACCCAAAUCAGCUUGAAGCUGUAGUAAAGCCCCUAAGAGCGCUGGAUUUUCACCAAACCCAAACUGGGCGUUGGCCUGAAGAAGAUGAAUGGGAGUACGGAGCUCAUCACGAAGCUGAAUGGUGUAGGAUCUGCCACAUCGGCUAUUUCCAAUCUCCUAUCAACAUUGACCCUGACAUCACUUUUAAAAGUGCAGAAUUCCUGCAUCGGCCUCAUUUCCCAAUUAGACUUCACUACCAUCCUACUUCUCUGAAAGGGAAUUUUAAUGCUAAAACUUUCAUAGUCCAAGGAAAUUUAGGGAACCUCGCAGUUAAUUCUUUUAUCCAUCAGGACCAGUCAAGAAUUUUUGAUGAGGCUCAGUUUCACUUUCAUGCACCUUCUGAACAUUUACUGAACGGUCGGAGAUAUGAUUUAGAAAUGCAUGUAGUUCAUAAGGAAAGGAGCAAUACUAAUAAUAUUGCUGUGCUUGGGUUCGUAUUUAAAGAGGAUGGAGUCAGAAACCCAUUUAUUGAUCAGGUGAUAAGAAGCUCUUUGGAGCCAACUUAUAUAGAUAUGAAUUUAUUAAUUCCGCAGAAGUCAGGAGUGUUUUAUUAUGAAGGAUCGCUGACGACACCGCCUGCGUUUGAGACUGUGCUUUGGUUUGUAGUUGGACAUGUUCUGUCGGUGAAUAGAGAGCAGCUGGAAUUUUUCGCAAGGCAGUGGGGGAUGAAUCCUGCCUUUGCGGGAGGGAAAGGAAAUUAUAGAGAGCUUCAGCCACCAAAUGGGAGAGCAGUAAUUUAUUUUGAAUAA